AUGGGAUCAGAUGUCAAAGAUCGCCAGAUCGGCCCAACCGUGCAAUCAAAGAUCGGAGCCAAAGAGGAAUACGAUGAAACACCAGAUAAGAUCGCGAUGCCAAAGACGGAAUAUAACCCAAUAAAGAUCGCAUCCAGGGAGAAGGAGACGACGGGUGAAGCGCGGGAGCGUGCAAAAUGGCAGUACUAUUAUGGCCAGUUGAAGACGCUGCUCAAGACGGACCCAGUGUUCAAGAUGUUAAGGCCCAAGGUGAUUGGUCCUCUGGAUAAGCCGAUCUAG
Peronospora matthiolae is the source of this 279-nucleotide messenger RNA. The record is from the annotation of a GenBank genome assembly. NCBI's taxonomy places the organism in Eukaryota, Oomycota, Peronosporomycetes, Peronosporales, Peronosporaceae.